Gadus macrocephalus (Pacific cod) is the source of this 2325-nucleotide messenger RNA. It is a transcript of the gene mtrf1, whose product is annotated as mitochondrial translational release factor 1. Gene Ontology annotation, molecular function: translation release factor activity. The record is from RefSeq and is a predicted model, not a curated record. Bases 1 to 1311 code for a protein of 436 amino acids. The transcript has 9 exons. Lineage: Eukaryota; Metazoa; Chordata; Actinopteri; Gadiformes; Gadidae. Gene Ontology annotation, biological process: translational termination.
AUGGCUAUCCACAUACGGUCGCUGACCCGUCGCUGGGUCGGACUGUCUACUCUGUGGAAGGAACCAACUUCGACUUACCGAAGGGGUGUUUCACCGUGGAGGAGGUCAUUCACAACGAGACACGGGGGGGUACUACCCACGUGGGGUCAAUCGCGUCCCCUGCACACUGACCUGGGGGACCUGUACAUGAACCCAUCGGUGCAGAGACACGUUGAGCGGUUGAUGGAGGAGCACGCGGUUUUGGCCAAUCAGCUGCAGGAGUCGUGCCUCAGCGACGCAGAGAGGCGGGGCCUCAACAAGAGACAGUUCGACCUGAGGCCCCUUGUUGAGCUGCAUGAGAAGAUCCGAGGGGCCCUCACAGACCUGGAAGACGUGUUGUCUCUGAUGCAUGGCAUGGUGGGUACGACUGAGGAAGACCUUCAGAUGACCCAGCUGCUGAAAGACGAAGAGGUGCAGAUCUCUAACCGGAUCGACGCCUUAAAAAGAGACUUGAUCACAGGGCUCCUGCCAUGUGACCCGCUGGACUCCAGUGAUGUCAUCUUAGAAGUGGCUGCCGGCCGCACCACAGGGGGGGACAUCUGCCAGCAGUUCACCAGAGAGAUGUUUGACCUUUACCAGGGCUACGCCCUAUAUAGGAACUGGGCCUUUGACCUCCUGAACUACACCCAUGCGGAGCACGGGGGUCUCCACCACGCGGUGGUCCAGAUCCGGGGGGACGAGGUCUACCGGCACCUGAAGAACGAGGGGGGCACCCACAGGGUGCAGAGGAUCCCCGAGGUGGGCCUCUCGUCCCGCAUGCAGCGCAUCCACACAGGCACCAUGGCCGUCAUCGUGCUGCCCCAGCCCUUGGAGUUCCAGCUGAGCAUCGACCCCAGGGACCUCCGCGUGGACACCUUCCGCUCUAGCGGCGCCGGCGGCCAGAGCGUCAACACCACGGACAGCGCCGUGCGGAUCGUGCACCUCCCCUCCGGCACGGUGGUGGAAUGCCAGCAGUCGCGCUCCCAGCUGCAGAACCGUGACACGGCCAUGGCCAUGCUGAGGGCCCGCCUGCACCAAAGCAUCAUGGGUAAAGAGACUGAGGAGAGGCACCGCGCACGCAGGAAACAGGUGGGCACGCGCGCCCAGUCGGAGAGGAUCCGGUCCUACAACUUCAGCCAGGACCGGGUCACGGACCACAGGACGGGCCACGUCAGCCGGGACCUCAAGGAGUUCAUGAAGGGAGGCGAGGCGCUGGACGAGCUGGUGCUGGACGUCCUGGAGAACGGGGAGAGAGAGGCGCUGCUGGAGCUGGUGGGGCGAGGGGCGGUGUAGAGCCGCCACUGGGAACACUGGACAGACUGGGAACUACAGCCAAGCAGGUGACUGUGGGAAGAGAUUGGGGACUGUGUGUGUGUGUGUGUGUGUGUGUGUGUGUGUGUGUGUGUGUGUGUGUGCGUGUGUGUGUGUGUGCGUGUGUGCGUGUGGAGACACGCCAUUGGAUAAACCAAUGUAAUCUGAUUGGAUCAGGCCAGGACUUCCAACUCUGAUCUGAUUGGACCAGGACUACCAAACUCUGAUCUGAUUGGACCAGGACUACCAAACUCUGAUCUGAUUGGACCAGGACUACCAAACUCUGAUCUGAUUGGACCAGGACUACCAAACUCUGAUCUGAUUGGACCAGGACUACCAAACUCUGAUCUGAUUUGAGCAGGACUACCAAGUCUGAUCUGAUUGGACCAGGACUAUCAACUCGGAUCUUAUUGGAGCAGGAAUUCAAACUCUGAUCUGAUUGGAACAGGAAUUCAAACUUUGAUCUGAUUGGACCAGACCAGGACUAAAACUCUGAUCUGAUUGGACCACGACUAACAAACUGGUUUGAUGUGACGAGGACUUCAUACUCUGAUCUGAUUAGACCAGGAGUUCCAACUCUCAUCUGAUUGGAGAGGACCGGGACUACAAACUCUGAUCUGAUUGGAUCAGAAUGGUACUUGAAACAAUGUAUGACCUCAUUCUUGUCAAUGAAUCCGACAUUAUUGUAAGUUAAAGAAACUAUUGUGUGUUCAAUCAUCCAGCUCCUUGAAUUAUACUGAAUGAAAAGCAUCAAUGCAAGCUCAGCCCUCGUGUUGAUUUGACUAAAGGAAAAAAAAGCUGAUGUUAGAGUAACGGAUGUAUGUUAAUACUGUUUAAAACACUACUGUAUAGAAGUUUGGGGUCACCCAGACAAUUUCAUGCUCUCCAUGAAAACUCCCUUUUAUUCAACCGUUUUCAGCUGUGACAACAUAAUGGACAAAGGUUUUCUAAUCAUGUAAUAUCCUUUUAACACAAUUAAACAUUGUAGCAUUAGAA